Messenger RNA from Mollisia scopiformis, 428 nucleotides. RefSeq lists its product as uncharacterized. The transcript has 2 exons. NCBI's taxonomy places the organism in Eukaryota, Fungi, Ascomycota, Leotiomycetes, Helotiales, Mollisiaceae. The coding region runs from base 53 to 265 and encodes 70 amino acids. The record is from RefSeq and is a predicted model, not a curated record.
CACCAAUCUUCUUCCAACCAUCUAGAAUUAUUCAAGCUAAGCAUACACUACAAUGCAUCUCCUACCUCUCUGCCUCCCUCUCAUCACCAUCACCCUAAGCGACCUAGCAGCCGGCGCUCCUUCCAACAAGAUCUCCCCUAAGAUUACGGCCGAUUACCUCUAUGACGAUGUCGAUGUCGACAUCUCUGAGCGUUCCGUCGGAAUCUCGCCCAAGAUCACCGCUGAUUACCUUUAUGAUGAUGUCGACGAGACUAUCCCUUCCUAAUACAUUAGCCUUUUGUGCCGGGGACCUGGGAAUUUGACACUAGGAAAAUGAGUCGGAAUCUCUUGUCUUUUACUACUCGGGCUUUAGAGUGCGAUUUGGUAUAAUGAUGUUACUAGGGAAGCUCGUUCGUGGUUCAUGUUACCGUUAAAGUAGUGUUGUAGAG